Molecule: messenger RNA, 402 nt
Organism: Vigna unguiculata (cowpea)
Lineage: Eukaryota; Viridiplantae; Streptophyta; Magnoliopsida; Fabales; Fabaceae
Source: RefSeq, a predicted model, not a curated record
AUGACUUCGUACAGAGGUGUAAGAUAUCACCUUAAAGAAUUUACACGAAAAGGGCCACAAAAUCCACGUGAACUAUUUAACCAUCGUCAUUCAUCACUACGAAACGUCAUUAAAAGAACAUUUGGUGUUUUGAAGAAAAGAUUCCCCAUUGUAGCAAGUGGAAGUGAACCUCAUUAUUCUUUGGAGACAAUGACCGACAUUGUGUUAGCUUGUUGCAUCCUUCACAAUUUCCUUCGUGGUGUAGACAAUGACGAUGCGCUAAUUGAUGAGGUUGACCGAGAGAUUAUGGAAAACCAUGUAGAGACCAAUUCUGCUCAAACACGUGAAGAUGAUUAUCGUAUUCGUUGUAAUUUUAGGGAUGAAUUAGCAGAACAAAUGUGGCGAGAUUACAAUAAUUGUUAG